Molecule: messenger RNA, 1779 nt
Organism: Trifolium pratense (red clover)
Lineage: Eukaryota; Viridiplantae; Streptophyta; Magnoliopsida; Fabales; Fabaceae
Exons: 4
Coding region: 1297-1689 (130 amino acids)
Source: RefSeq, a predicted model, not a curated record
UAUAUAAAAAGGGAAUUGAUUAUUUACAUUCAAUACAAAUUGAUAUUGAUCGGCAAAUAUGUAAUUAUGUUUAUAAAAAGUAAUAUUAAUGUGGUGAUCCUAUUUCAUAGCAAUCAAAGCUGUCAAAUUGUGGCACAAUAGUAUUAAAAAGGAAAUAUGUGGGGAAGAUUGUUGCUUAUAGUUUUUAUGCUUUUUUUUUUUGGAUCGCAAAUAUGUGGGGAUGGUAUGGAUAAAGUCAUUGUUUGUGUCUUGAUUCAAAUCAUGUGCAUAAAACAUUCCUAAAUUUUUAUUAGGGUAAUUUAAAAGGAAACAUUUAAUUUGACCAAAUUACUCAUAUGUCCUUUUUUCACUAUAUAUAGGACCUUAAUCUCAACCCUAAAACUCAUCAUUUCUCAAUUCUCUUCUCUUUAGUUAUAGUUAUAUCUCUUUGUUUAUUUUCAUUGUUUUUUAUUUACUUGAAUUUUUAAGAAAAUGCCUCCAAAAUAUAAUUAUAUUUCUGAAAUUUCUCCAUCCAAAGAAACAUGGAAUGUAUUGGUUAGAAUUGUUCGCAUGUGGUUUGUUAAAGAUAUGAAUAGAGAUGUGCUGCCAUAUUCUUUAGAAAUGGUUUUGAUGGAUAAGAAGGUUUAUUCACAUCUUGAUUUUCAAUUUAUUUUUUAAAUUUUUUAAGCAAUCAUAUCUAAUUUUUUUUUUUUGUGUGUAUUCUAGGGUGAAAAGAUCCAUGCAACAGUUCGAAGAACAUUAAUUUACAAAUAUGAAAAGGAACUCACUGAGGGCCAUGUGUAUUCCAUAAGCAACUUUAGUGUUGCCACUAAUGUGGGAUCAUAUAGAACCACCAAUCAUGCCUAUAAAAUUAAUUUUCAAUUUGGAACUAAAAUCAAAAAAUUUGAUGACAAGUUGAUACCUGCUAAUAUAUACAUGAUCAGUGAACCUCAUAAGAUUUUUAAUGAUAACUAUGAUACCGAUUAUUUGAUAGGUUUGUCUAUAAUAUAUACUUAGCAUAAAAUUAAAUAAACUUUCGUUUGUCUAUAAAACUAAGACUUUCGUUUGUCAAUUAUUUAUUUAUUUUUUUAAUAAAUAAAUAAUGUAAAGUACUCCAAAUUUUUAACCCAAUACAUCAAGUUUUUUUCUUUUAUUUUUAUUUAUAUUUUGGGAUGGAGAGAGUAACUUAUUAAUCUUUAUGUUUUGUUUAGUUAUCGAUUUAAGUGUAUUCUACGUGGCCAUUAUGUGGACAAGCUGAUUAAUUUUUUAAAGUCUGAUGCAUCCGACAGUACAUGUGUUGUAUUGCUUUUUGGAAGGAUGAAUUUUUGGAAAGGUAUACCUACUGUUCAGAAUUUCGGACAAUAUACAAGGGUGUUAUUCAAUCCAAAUAUUGAUGCCGCUGCAGAAUUGAAGCAAAGAAUGCUGGACAGAACAAUUUCUAAGCCUCAUUCGAUAUAUGCAAUAAAUGAAACUACAAAAGCACAUGUAUUGGAUCAGUGGGUGUACAAAACAAUUAGACAUACUCUAUCAACCCUUGGUUUAUGUGCAAUGGGGUCGGUGUACGCUAUAUUGGGCAAAGUAGAACAUUUGGAACCUAACUGCGAUUGGUGGUAUUUAUCCUGUGUAUGCAAUACCAAAGUGAUUCCUUAUGAUAAUAUGUAUUAUUGGAGAACAUGCAGUAGACGUGUUUUAAUUGUUAGUCAAGGGUAAACAUUUAUUUUUUAAAAUUUAUAUCAAAAGAAAAUGUGUUUAUUUAUGGGUCAUUCUAAUAUAUCUAAUGAAAGCAUAUAUUAAGUUUAA